UUAGCGCUAGCGUCUUUAUCCAAAGAAUAUUUCAUACACAAUGGCAAACUCUGAGCUAUUUGACAUGAUGUCUGUUGGGAGACACUGCAAUGAGACAUUCUGUAAAAAGUUAGAUUUUCUGCCUUUUAAAUGCGAUUUUUGCAAAAAAGAAUUUUGUUUAUCGCAUUAUAAACCGAACGAGCAUUUAUGUAAAGAAGUCAAAGACCAAGAUAGCAAGCUCCCAUCCUGUCCGCUUUGCGGAAAAUACCUGGUCAAAGGAAGAUCUGACAACGAUCAGGUGGAAAAACAUAUUUUAAGUGGAUGUCAGAGUUUAAAAGCUACAAAAAGAAAGAAAAACCGCUGCUCGCAUACAGGCUGCAGAAACGUCAAUCUAAUACCCCUGCAUUGUGAAAAAUGUCUGAGCACUUUCUGUGUCAGGCACAGACAUCCAGGAGAUCAUGGGUGCAUCAAUGUUUCUCAACAGCGUCUUAUCAAAGUGUAACACAAAAUGAUUAAACUCAAGAAACGAAACAGUAACAUUGAGUGAAAAAUUUAUUUCGGUUUUAACCAACUACAACUAAUAGCGUACAAAACAACAAGCAAAUCUUCCAGAAGAUAUCCUUUGCAUUUAAUAACACAAAACGGAAAAGUUCCACAUGCCAUAAUUUACAACACUAACGAAAAGUUAAGGAUUGAGAGGACAUAUUGAAAGAACUUAAAAGCCAUAAAACAUUGGUACCGAAAAACACGAAACUAUGUUGCUGCCAGGAUUCUCCAGUUGAACGAAACUGCAAGAUAUUUAUAUUAAUAAAUCUAGAAGCAGGUCUCCACCAAUCAAGAAACAGCUUCACCUUGGAUGUACAAUCAAUUCAUGGAGAUCUCUUCUUGUAGAACAUGUAUUAAUUUUCAAUAUAAAUAUAUUUAAUUUAAAAAAUA
Messenger RNA from Hydractinia symbiolongicarpus, 915 nucleotides. Its product is annotated as AN1-type zinc finger protein 2A-like. Bases 41 to 481 code for a protein of 146 amino acids. The record is from RefSeq and is a predicted model, not a curated record. Gene Ontology annotation, cellular component: cytoplasm. Lineage: Eukaryota; Metazoa; Cnidaria; Hydrozoa; Anthoathecata; Hydractiniidae. Gene Ontology annotation, molecular function: zinc ion binding. The transcript is spliced from 5 exons.